Molecule: messenger RNA, 1251 nt
Organism: Uloborus diversus
Lineage: Eukaryota; Metazoa; Arthropoda; Arachnida; Araneae; Uloboridae
Product: neuropeptide F receptor-like
Exons: 1
Coding region: 1-1251 (416 amino acids)
Biological process (GO): G protein-coupled receptor signaling pathway
Cellular component (GO): membrane
Molecular function (GO): neuropeptide Y receptor activity
Source: RefSeq, a predicted model, not a curated record
AUGGAGCCUGCGGCACGAUUUGGAGGGGAGGUUCCUGACAUAGACAUAUUUUCAGCAUUUGAUUUUUUCGCAGAAAAUUUCACAGGAGAUCGCAUCAUUUUAGCAGCAUUUGGAAACAACACAGAGAAUUUGACUCAAAGUAGUUUACUCAAAAGACUACAACCGUACAUGGAUAACAGGGCGAUUGAUGACGUCGCCUUGAUAUCUCUACUAAUCGCUUACGUCGUUCUUAUCAUAACUGGAGCCAGUGGAAAUGGAUUAGUCUGCAUGGCUGUUGCUCGCAAACCUGCGAUGAGAACAGCUCGAAAUGUUUUCAUAAUAAAUUUAGCCAUAUCGGAUUUAAUUUUGUGCCUGUUUACCAUGCCAUUUUCUUUGGUGGAGAUUAUGAUGAAAUUUUGGCCACUCGGAGUAUUAACAUGUAAAUUAGUUGCAGGAUUGCAAGCUACGAGUAUUUUUGUAAGUGCAAUAAGCAUUGCAGCGAUAGCAUUAGAUCGGUACAAGGUUAUUGUAUACCCAACACAAGACACCUGCCGUCCUUUUCGUGCUGUUAUGAUUCUUUCAUGUAUCUGGUUCAUUGCCUUAUUAUUGUCCUUGCCUUUGUUUAUUUUUCGCGAUGUCGUGCACAUUGAAAUUAAUUUACCCUGGGUUCAAUCUGUAAAUUAUUGCAUCGAAAGCUGGCCAAUAGAACAUGGUAGGGGGUUCUACUCUGUGUUCACGAUGGUGUUUCAGUACUUGGUUCCAAUUAUGAUUGUGAGUACGGCCUACUUUCAAAUUUGCCGCAAACUUCAAUACAGGAUGGUUUCAAAACAAACUACCCUUGAAGAACGGCAAGCUAGAGACAGACAGAGAGUUAAAAAAACCAAUAUUCUUCUCAUUUCUAUUGCAUGCAUUUUUGCUUUUAGCUGGCUUCCACUUAAUAUUCUGAACAUAGUAGCAGACUUCUUUUAUCCUUUUGAUGAUACAUCAACGUUUCGUAUCGUCUUUGCUUGCUGCCACAUGGCAGGUAUGAGCUCUGCUUGCUCAAAUCCUCUUUUGUACGGAUGGCUAAACGAGAAUUUUAGAAAAGAAUUUAAAGAAAUUUUUGCCUCUUGCAUUAAAUCCUCCCCAUCCCGACCACCUACAGGAAAUGAGGGAACUGAAUCAUUUGUUCUGUAUACGAAAAACCAAUCCAAUCGCACCACUAACGCCAAUAAUCAAAUUCAUGCUGAUACUACAGUUAUUGAUGGAGUAGGGGUGAGGGCGGUUAAAUGA